AUGUGCAAACCUCUUGAAUAUGGUUAUCUUCUCGUCACUUUCUGCGUCGCAGAGAUUCACGAUAGCGUUUUUUUUUUUUUUUUUACUUGUGCAGAUGUCGGCUGCCUACUUCCAUUGUAUAGUGUCGAUGGUAGAAAGCCCGUUACGAUCCAUGAGCUAUCAUUACUUUCUAUUUGUGCACAGCGGAAAAUAACAAGACAGAUUCAUUGGCAGAAAAAAAAAUGGAGGAAGGUUAAACACGCACAGUUCAUUGACAGGCUCAAUGCUGUGAUUCUCUUCCACUCUCGCUGGUUCAUUGAGGAAGGCAACAAGUCAUCUAUAUUCAUAUCACUAUAUAUAUAUAUAUAUAUAUAUAUAUAUAUAUAUCAUUUUCUUCUAUCUAUCUAUCUAUCUAUCUAUCUAUCUAUCUAUCUAUCUAUCUAUCUAUCUGUGUGUUCAUAUUUAUCUAUAUGUGUGUUCAUAUCUAUUAAUCUAUCUAAAUGUGUGCUCAUAGCUAUCUGUGUGUUCACAUCUAUCUAUCUAUCUAUCUAUCUAUCUAUCUAUCUAUCUAUCUAA
Molecule: messenger RNA, 555 nt
Organism: Acanthosepion pharaonis
Lineage: Eukaryota; Metazoa; Mollusca; Cephalopoda; Sepiida; Sepiidae
Source: the annotation of a GenBank genome assembly